This is a messenger RNA of Nicotiana attenuata, 672 nucleotides long. RefSeq lists its product as uncharacterized. The transcript is spliced from 3 exons. The record is from RefSeq and is a predicted model, not a curated record. Bases 1 to 672 code for a protein of 223 amino acids. NCBI's taxonomy places the organism in Eukaryota, Viridiplantae, Streptophyta, Magnoliopsida, Solanales, Solanaceae.
AUGAAGAGAAAUAUUGCCAAAUACGUUGCUUAUUGUCCAAAUUGCCAACAAGUUAAGAUUGAUCACAAGAAGGCCGGAGGAUUGCUUCAGAAUAUUGAGAUUCCGACCUGGAAAUGGGAUACAAUCAAUAUGAAAUUCAUUACGGGAUUACUGAAUUCUCAUCGGAAGUUCGAUUCUAUAUGGGUUAUUAUGGGCCGUAGAGAAGAUGAAAGUGAUUCAGGAUCCAUUGUUGACCACUCAGAGUCGACAAAGUCCUACUUAGAUAACUGGCGUCGAGUAUUAGAGUUCGCUGUGGGAAACUUGGUGUUCCUGAAAGUGUCUCCUAUGAAAGACGUGAUAAGGUUAGAGGCAAGCUUAGCCCAGGGUGAUCCCUCCCGCACUACCCCCAUUGAGGAUGUCCAGGUCACAGAAGACCUAUCAUAUGAGGAAAUUCUAGUAGUUAUCCUAGAUCUCCAAGUUCGUACGUUGCAAACCAAAGAGGUGGCUUCAGUUAAGGGACUUUGGAGAAACAAAAUUGUAGAGGAAAUAACAUGGAAAGCCGAGGAGGAUAUGAAAUCCAGAUAUCCUCAUUUGUUUCUGUCUGCAGGUUUAUAUCGACACAUAUUUUGUUUAGGUGAUAAUGCUGAGACAAAUAUGGCAGGCACAACUCAAAGUACAGUGGAUGAUAAUUGA